This is a messenger RNA of Drosophila rhopaloa, 5297 nucleotides long. RefSeq names its product SRSF protein kinase 3 (gene SRPK). The coding region runs from base 376 to 2748 and encodes 790 amino acids. Gene Ontology annotation, biological process: protein phosphorylation; spliceosomal complex assembly; regulation of mRNA processing. The transcript has 5 exons. Gene Ontology annotation, molecular function: ATP binding; protein kinase activity. The record is from RefSeq and is a predicted model, not a curated record. NCBI's taxonomy places the organism in Eukaryota, Metazoa, Arthropoda, Insecta, Diptera, Drosophilidae.
CUAGCAGAGUUGCUUUUUCCGUAGCAGUUUUUUCCACUUGCGGAUUUUCGUUGUGCGCGUGUUUUUUGCUCGUUUCAGCUGCAUUUGCGGCAGCUGAACAACGCCGGCGAAUCGAGAUGCUAUUGGCCUAGUCUGCGGCCACUUGCGAAGCCAGUUUCUUUUGCAGAGCCCAAUGGUAUUUUGUAACGUUCGCGGUGCAGUCACACUGGAAUCGAGUUUUGGGAUUUGGCGUUUAGCGAAGAUUUUUUGUGCUAAUUUUGUGCAGAAAUCGAAGCAGCAGCCGUGUUAAUUGGAAACAAGUAGGAGCCCGAGCUGUUACACCUGGCCGGAAAUAAAGGGUAUAAUAGUAAAAUAGAAGCAACCAGCAGCAGCGAAAUGAACAAGGCUGACGUCAACCGCCGCGUUCUGGCCAUUCAGGCGAAGAAGAAACGUCAUAAGAACAACAAGAAGCGGGGCAAGCAGAACGGCACUGGACCCCAGGAUCAGCAACCGAAUGCCAGCCAGAAUCCCAAUCCCAAUCCAAAUUCCCAACCGAAUCGGAGCAGCGAGAACUUGCAGGCACCGGAUAAUGCUAAUAAUAGCCAUGGGGAUGUGCCAAUUUCGGCUGCCUUCAGCAAGGUUAAUGCAACAGCAACGGCCUCCACGUCCAGCGGAGGAUCGGGAGGCACUCCCGAUCAAUAUCAGCCACCCCAGCCGCAGCCGAAGUCCAAGAGCAACUCACAGAAGGAGCACCUGCAGCAGCCACCGCGAAGCAGCUCCAACGAGUCCUACGAAUCAGAGCUGAACAGCGAGAACGAGGAGCAGGAGCUCAAGGAGGACUACUGCAAGGGUGGCUACCACCCCGUCAACAUCGGUGACCUGUUUCAGGGUCGCUACCACGUCAUCCGAAAAUUGGGCUGGGGCCAUUUCUCGACCGUCUGGCUGUGUUGGGAUUUGCAGGAGAAGAGCUAUGUGGCCAUCAAGAUUGUGAAGUCGGCACCGCACUUUGCCGAGACGGCCAAGGACGAGAUCAAGAUACUCAGGACGGUGCGAGAGACGGAUCCAUCGAACCCACGCCGGCAAAAGACCGUUCAGAUGCUCGACGAUUUCAAGAUCACCGGCGUUAAUGGCACCCAUAUUUGUAUGGUGUUCGAGGUGCUCGGAGACAAUCUGCUGAAGCUCAUCCGCAAGUCCAACUAUCGCGGCAUACCGUUGAGUAACGUAAAGACCAUCACCCGCCAGGUGCUGGAGGGUCUGGACUAUCUGCACACCUGCUGCAAGAUCAUCCAUACGGAUAUUAAGCCCGAGAACGUGCUGCUGUGCGUGGACGAGCCGCAUGUCCGGUCGCUUGCCACCGAAGCGACCCAGUUGUACUGCAUGAACUCCAAGAUGUAUCCAUCGCUUGUGAGCCGGGCGCCCAAGGAGUACCGGGAGCCACCCAUCACAGGCAAAAUGAGCAAGAACCGAAAGAAGAAGCUCAAGAAGAAGGCCAAGAAACGCAUGGAGCUGUUUAAGAAGCAGCGUGACUACCUGGAGCAGGCGGGAGGUCAGGCGGCCGAGGGCCAGGAUGCUGGCGAGGAUCAGACGGACUUUGGCGUCAAUCAUAAUGAGGUGCAGAACGGCGAUGCUGGCAUCUCCGAUGGGGAUGAGUACUUGGAUGUGAAGCAGGAGCCGGAAGACAAUGACGGCGACGAUGACGAGGAUGUGGUUGCUGCGCAGCCAGUGCGAAAGGAGAGGCACGAGCGUAAGCAGCGUCCGGAGCGCAAGGAACAGACCCAGCAGCUGGAACAACAAACUGAGGGCGCUGACAAAGCCAAAAAGAAGAAGAAAAAGAAGAACAAAAACAAAUCCAACCAACCGCAAGCUCAGCAGCCUCCACAGCUGGAGAACUCGACGAGCAGCGGCGACAGCAGCAGCGCCCUCAAGAGCCACCAGCUAAAUGGCAGCAGUAAUAUCAGCAACAGCAACUCCAACACCAACAGCAACUCGAGCGGCACUCUAAAAGGACAAUCAAACGGCAAGAAGAUGCCGUUGCGACCGAAGCAGGAGAAGCAAGUGGAAAAGCAGCAGCAGUCAUCGAAUCAGCAGCUGAACAACAACAACUCCAGCUCUAAGCCCAACUCGAAUAGCAAUUCGAAAAUCUCAAGCGGCUCCGUGGAGAACUCGUCGUCGGCCACCAAUGGACCGUACUCGGAGGCCAUGCUGCCACCACCUCCUCCGCCACCGCAAGCAAAGCACAGGGCAAGGCGUGAUCCGGCGCUGGAGGAAUGCAGCGUCUAUGUAAAGAUCGCCGAUUUGGGCAAUGCCUGCUGGGUGGAUCGUCACUUCACCGAGGACAUCCAGACACGUCAGUAUCGAUCGCUGGAGGUGAUCCUCGGCUCCGGCUAUGACACCUCGGCGGACAUUUGGAGUACUGCGUGCAUGGUGUUCGAGCUGGCCACCGGCGACUAUCUGUUUGAGCCGCACUCCGGCGACACCUACUCCCGCGACGAGGACCAUCUGGCCCACAUCAUCGAGCUGCUGGGUCCCAUACCGCGUCACAUUGUGUUCCGCGGCACCUAUGCCCAGCAGUCGUUCAACCGAGGCGGGGAGCUUCGGAACAUCAACGGCCUGAAGCCCUGGGGCCUGAUGGAUGUUCUGCUGGAGAAGUACGAGUGGUCGCACAGCGAGGCGGAGUCGUUUGCCUCGUUCCUCAAGCCCAUGCUGGAAUUCGACCCGGCCAAGCGGGCCACCGCCGCGGAGUGUCUGCAGCACCCGUGGCUUAGAUAAGAUACGAUGCAACCUGGUUGUUGGCUGCGUGCCACCCAGCCAGCAACAGCAGAUGGAGCGGUAGCGGCAGCAGGAGCAAGAUCACUGACAGCAGGAUCGCCGGCGGCAACGGCGGAAAGAGCAGUAAGCGGAGGCUAUGUGGAAUCUUCGGCAUCGGUGGCUACUUUGGCUUCCAUUUCAUCAAUCGCUUCCACCUCGGCGGCGGCAAUGGCGGCGUUGAAGGCCCGUCCCUAUCUGGUUGCGCCCUUCGUGACCACAGCCUCAGCACCACCCACACCACAGCCCCAUGUUUCCAUGGCCACCAACUCGGCCCGCACAGCGCCAGCCACACCCACACGUCGACGCAUCGCCCCAGAGGAGGACGUGGACUUGGUGGAGGACUUUGAUGUGCCCCUUGCCCAGUUGGAGGAGCCACAGUUGCAUACAAAGACCAAGUCGCAACGCUUUUUUUGGCGCAAGGCGCUUCGGCGCGUCUUCCAACGCCGCAAGUGACGGCGUCGCCGGCAGGACUUGCCCCGCUGGCAUCGUCCCGCCCGUCGCUGUCGGCGCCGCAACCUGGCCGAGCGGGUGAGGCGCAUCUGCGCUUGCUGUGCCUACGGCCAGAUCCUGCUGCGUGCAGCACGCGUGGCCCUGCUCAGCUGCAUCCGCUGGCGAACCCGUGGCAACAUACGCAACAACAACUUUUACUUCAGCAACCACUAAAGCAUCAGCAUCAGCAGCCAGAAAGCCAGCCAGCCAGCCAGCCAGCCAGCCAAGCAACCAGUCUCUAGACCAGCAGUCGCUAAUCUCCGUUCUCCAGCUAACUCGAGUUACGUUUAAAGUUAAUGAAUAACCAUUCGAUUUAGUUGUACACACACCAGCGCUUAAUUUAUUUCCUGUGUUUUACAUCGACAAUUAGACUAUUUUUGUUGCUACAUAUGAAAUUAUACAAUGUAUUACCGCCUACACGAACACGUCCCCACGAAUCCUGUACAUAGGGUCGAUUGUGCUCGAUCCCAUUAUUCAGUUUAGUCGAAGCGACGCAUAAGAAAGCGAGAGUAAAGUGAAAGCGAGUGCCGCAUACAAACCUAUAAUAUAGGCCAAUAUCUGUUACUGUACAUUUAGCCAAGAGGCGAAUCGGCAAAUAUACAUUUAUUUAGCGUACAUAGUUAAAUGAACUGGAGUCGAUCCAUCGACCGGUGCCUCACUCGCUUAAUCGCCCUAUCGUUGUUUCGAUGGGCUUGUGAGGGACCGCAGAUGGAUUUUUAUUAGCAUAUGUAAAUGUACAUGGAUGCAGAAACUUGAGCUGAACAUAACAAUAAUGAGAACGUAGUUAAUUAGUUUAUCCUUGGCUUAGUGAUCGACAUGAACAAUUUGAAAUGGCAUUAGUAACCAUUAAACCGUAACCUGAAAUAGAAAAGCGAAUGCACUACCAGCAACAACCACAAGUGAAACGAAUCCUUAGCCCCGAAUCGGAACUAAUAUGCAUAUAAUUAUAAUUAAAAGUAGCCGCCACUAACAAAAAAGUAUUGUUCAACAUUAAAUACUAGCGCAAGCGCAAAAUAAUUGCAGCUUUAUCGGAUAGAUAAAAUAUUCAAGACACAGAAACACACCAAAUUUGGCACACUUAUCAAUACUAGAGCCACACAAAAUUUAUGGAAUUUUUCUCACCCACUCUUAACACAAGCAUAAAUACCUAGAGGCCACUUUAGUUAAGGCUAGAUGUUAAAGCGAUUUUUUCAAUAGAUACGUUUCGACCCGGAGCGGUAGUGAAGCUAAAGCGCGGGAUUAUCAGAAAUGCGAAGUGUAGGGCCCAGUGUCCUUGGCAAUCGGAUGGCAGGGGAUGUGUGCAUAACUGACUAUUGACUAUAUACGAGUACGUACACACAUAUAUAUGGAUAAGUGGCCUUAUUAAUUCGGUUCUCCGCACCACACCACGCACCACGAAACCACAACCACACACGCACCCAAACCAAACUAAUCCACAAACAGAUACUAACCAAUCCCCCAGCCAAUCUGAGAAAGCUAUUGCAAACACGAUUUACGCUGCGCGAACUAAGAAAUUAAAGAAUUAGGUAUGAAUAUUAUUGUAACUUGAGCAGACAUUAUUGUAACUAGAGAGCCUAGCCAGCUAGCAAGCAGAUAUCAAUCUAAAAUUAAACUAAACGUGUCCAAGUUGAAGGAGAAUUAAAUGAGAAUGAGAGACGGUUCUUAGUAGUAACCCACAAUCGAUCUUCGAUGUUGUCAUCAAGUUAAUCAUAACAUAAAUGCAAAUUCAACCAUCUUCGGCUGGCCGAUGUUUCGAAAAUACUUACCGCAUAUACUCUUUGAAAAUCGCCCAGACUUCCGAACGAAGCUACUAGACCUGGUAUCACCAGUGGAGAAUCCGCAGAUGACCACUUUGAAAUGAAUUAGAACCAGAAUCAGGAACCCAGCUGCCGAAUUGCAAUUCCAGUAUGUUCUCACGCUUUCAAAGAGUAUAAUUAUGAAUUAUACGAUACGAUACAUAAUUUAUUGAUGUAGUUAUAAACAAAAUAAACAACAAAUUACACAAAUUGGAAAACAAUCGA